AGUAGCCGUUGACGGCUCGUUCGGCGUUAGACCGAUUCAAGGAUCACAUUUUUCUUUUCCCCUUUUCAUUUAUUUUUUGUGAAAAAGGAAAAGAAGUGCAAGUAAGGCGAACACCCUCUUUGUCUAAACCACAGUCGUGUCCGUGUUGAAUCUCAGGGCUCACCAUACUCGAUGAGCGGACAGCGCAAUGUCAGAGCGCUCUGGGCAAACUGCAAAGGGGAAGGAAGGCAAAACCAAGUAUGCGUCUCUCAACCUGUUUGAUACAUACAAAGGAAAGAGCCUUGAAACACAAAAGCCUGUUGUUCCCCCCCGCCAUGGCCUGCAGUCUCUUGGUAAAGUUGCCUCCGCACGGCGUAUGCCACCCCCUGCCAACCUGCCCAGUCUGAAGGCAGAGAACAAAGGCAACGACCCUAACGUCUCGCUCGUUCCCAAAGACGGCACAGGAUGGGCAAGCAAACAGGAACAAGCAGACCCAAAGAGUACCGAUGCGUCGCCAGCACCGCAGCCGGAAUCGCAGCAGCCUGUGGCUUCACAGACACCUGCACCGACCCGCCCGAGAACCCCACCAGCUUCAGAGGCUCUGGCCCCAGCUUCAACCCAGGCCGUAGGGGCAAGGUCCUGGGCACAGGCCAGUGUUACACAUGGAACACAAGGGGAUGGUGGAAAGGGAUCAAACCUACAGUCGCCAUUCUCUCGCGAGGAAUUUCCCACCCUGCAGGCGGCUGGCGACCAGGACAGAGCUGGCAAAGAACAGGGCACUGCAGAUCAGUGGUAUGGGCCCGGACCAAGCCUCCGCCCCCAGAACGUUACAAGUUGGCGGGACGGUGGGGGCCGAGCUCUGGCACCCACCAUGGCAGGGGAGGGCGCAGUGGAGGGUGGCAACGGUGGGGCUUUGGUGAUGGAUGGGGCAGCUGGGGUCCCCCUUCUGAACUCCCAGACCCACGGGCCACCUAGGAAUCCUCCUGCUGGCAGCCCCGCCUUGCCUCUGCCCCAGCCCCCUGUGGGACCUGGGUUCCCUCAGUACCGGGGGAUCAUGCCUCCUUUCAUGUAUCCUCCGUACCUGCCCUUCCCCGGCCCCUAUGGCCCUCAGGGGCCCUACAGGUUCCCGCCACCUGGGGAAGGGCCUGCUUCCAGGUUCUCUCGUGGGCAAGGUAGUCCUGACAGCAGGCCUCAGGGUGGCCCACGUGACAAUGGUGGAGAGGUGGUGAAGCGACCCUCCAUCUUAAAGCAGGAUGACCUGAAGGAGCUUGAUGAGCUGGACCAUGAUAAUGAUGAGGGCUGGGCAGGGGCUCAUGAGGAGAUUGAUUACUCUGCUAAGUUGAAGUUCAGUGAUGAUGAAGGAGAAGAGGAGGCAGAAGAGGAAACCGCUGAGAAUGACUCGUGUGAGCAGCCGAAGUCGCAGGAUGCCCCUCCUGCAACCUCUCAUUCUCGAGCCUCAGACAGCAGUGGAGAUGCCUGCCGCACCCCUCCUGCUAAUGCAGACAAUGGCCCCCAACCUCCCUCUAGCAAGCCAGGAUGGGCCGAGGAGGGAGGUAGUGGCUGGGGAGGCCAGGGAGCAUCCACUAACUACCAGGACCGGCCCCACAACCAGGGUGCGCCUCUAGGCCCCGGGAAACCUAGCGCAACCCAGCAGCAGUCUGCAGCAGGAGGUCCCACCGUUCAUCCCCAGCCAGGUGUCCUUGUGCAUGGGGCCCAGGGUGAUGAUGAGGAUGAAUCUUGGCGUCAGCGCAGGAAGCAGUCCUCCUCUGAGAUCUCUGUCGCUGUGGAGCGAGCACGUCGCCGCCGUGAAGAGGAAGAACGUAGGAUGGAAGAGGAGCGGCGUGCAGCCUGUGCCGAGAAGCUAAAGAGGCUGGAUGAGAAGCAGCUUCAACAGCAAGGCAGCAGCAGUACAGGAGUUGCUGUGUGCAGUAGUAAAACCCCCAGCCUUGAUGGUAACUCCACUGCGGUGCCAGCAGGCAGCCCAAGCCCAUCUAUUUCAGCAUCUACAUCCUCUCCCAACAUCAGCCAGCCCUCAUCUCCUUGUGUAGACCCAGAGGAGCCUCCAGUGCUGGCUGUUCAGCCAGGGCCCAGUCCUGGGGUUGGCGACAGACAGCGAGCCAGCAGUAACAGCAGCUAUGACUCCAACGCAGAUAUCCAACAGUGUCCCCAGCCAGCUGUGUCACAGCCACAGCAGCUCACACUGGAUGUACCUUUACCUGUAGAGACUAAGGAAGAAACCAUGGGUGGUUCACACAUGCGUGCAGGCAGUGGAGCUGAAAGAGGAAUUGACGCGGCCAAGAUUGAGAAUAUCGGAGGAGCAGCAGUUCGUCAAGCUGGUGGUCCUUCUGGCCAGGGAUACUCAAAAUACCAGAAGUCUCUUCCGCCACGAUUCCAGCGGCAGCAGCAGGAGCAGCUUCUGAAGCAGCAGCAGCAGUGGCAGCAGCAACAGCAACAGCAACAGCAGCAGCAGCAGCAACAACAACAACAGCAGCAGCAGCAGCAGCAGCAGCAGCAGCAACAACAGCAGCAGCAGCAGCAGCAGCAGCACAGCCAGGCAUCACAAAGUCAACUGUCCCCUCAGCCACAGCCUCCACAGGGACCUUCACCAGGUUCAACACCUCAGCCAGGACCUGGACCCAAGCAGGCGGGACCCAUGUAUCAACCCGGCAAUAUGGUUCGACCCCCACCCUUGCAAAUGAAUUUCGACCCCCGCUGGAUGAUGAUGCCCUACAUGGACCCACGCAUGAUGCAAGGCCGCCCUCCACCCAUGGAAUACUAUUCAGCUGGCAUGCACCCAACUGGGCUCAUGGGGCGUGAGCGUUCUGAUUCAGGGGGAUCAGGUUCGGACCCAUUUGACAGGCAACAGCAUCCAGGGCAUCCUCACCGUGGGACCCCCCCUAUUGAUCCUAAAGUGGCCUGGGGGCCAGAGGUAUUCCCUGGUGGAGGGGAGAGUCGUGGGCUAACCUCCCCACUAAGGCAGAAACAGGCAUUGGAGGAGGAAGAUGUGGCCAAAGGGCCUAGGAGUGACACCCCUCCACACCGCAUGCGGGAAGGUGGAUUGGGACCCAUUCAGCAGCCCAGCUCCAGCUCUGGGACAACCAACCAGACCCCUCCUCCUGUCAGCACUCAAGUGGGCGUUCAAGGAGGCGGCCACCAUCCUCAUCAUUACAUGGGGGGACGGGGCAACUACAGCAACUUCCCUGACCAGGGUGUUAGGGUGCCUUCCCAUCAGCAGCAGCAGAGGGUGGGUGAAAGGGGAAACCAGCCUCAUGGCUUCACCCACCAGGAUGAAGGGCCUCCUCGAGGAUCUCAACAGGGCCAGAUAUGGGGAACCCCUCACCCACACUAUGAUAGAAAUGGUCGUGCAGACCAUCCUCCUGUUGAGAACUCUCACCUUCAUCACCCUCAGCAGCCUCACUUCCCUCUCCACCCACAUAAACCAGAGAAUAACCGUGAAAGGGUCGUUGAGAGCACUAACAAGAAGGCCGCCUCCUCGCCCCCUCUCCACCAACCAUCCCUUUCAUCUUCUUGCUCUUCAUCCUCAUCCUCUUCUUCUGCAAGGGAAGAUGGGAGUGUCAAAGUUGCCCAGCAUCAUCAUCAUCCAUCUCAGAGAGAGGGUGAGGCUGGUAGUGGGCACAGUGUUGGCGAAAGAAGUAACAGUGGUAAUGCUGUCAGAACUGGCCAUGUGAAACAGGAGAAACAAGGCCCAACAUAUGCUUCUCAUUCCUCAGCAACCUCCUGUCCACCUCCUACUCAACAUGGCAGCCAUACUCCACAUCAGCAGCAGCAGCAUCCCCACCCUAGAUCAAACCAAAGAGGGGGGCGGGAGCACAAGACGGAAACCCAGUGGGGCCCUCGUCCUGGCAGCAGCAAUAUGGGAGGGGGUUCCUCCCAUGGCAGGAGGGCCAACAAUGCUGGAGGUGGGAACAACUGCCGUGGAGGAGAGGAUUCCUCCAACAUUCCAUCAGACCACAAAUCCUCCACCCAGACCGGUGGCAGCAAUGCCAACAAGAGGGCUGGCCCCAUCAAGAAGCCAGUGCUGAAGGACAUGAAGAGAGAGGGAGGUGAGAUUGAAGGAGAUAAAACAAACCCAGGCUUUGGGAAAGAGAAAGAACAUGAUGGGGGACAACUGGUCUCCAUAAAGCAGGAAUCCUCUUCCAACCCCCAGAACACAAUGGCUCCAUCUAAAGAUGAGCCCGCCCAGACAGCUAAAUCCAGGAAUGGCGGAAAAGAUCGAUCCUCAGGAGGUGGUGGGGGAGGGUCAGGUAGAGGCCCAAAAGAUGUGGACCCCAAUUCCUCAGGUUUUUCUGGGUCGUCCUCAAGAAGGGACAGAGACCGUUCCUUUGAAAGAGGAGGCAGCUCCUCCCACCAUCAUGGAGUUUCUGCUAAAGGUGGCAGAGGCAGUCGUGGACGAGGGGGAGAGUUCUAUGGGCGUGGACGUGGUUACCGUGGCACCUACACAGCCAGUGCUGGGCCUGCUGGUAGCAGUCGAGGCAGAAUGGGUGGCAGAAGUGGCAGAGAUUACCGUUCAUCUGUUGGUGGUGGCCAAAAUCAGGACUCCAAAGGUGAGGGGACUGGUGGCAGGCAUGGUCAGGAUCGGUCACAGCAUAACCCAGCCAGGGCCAGGAACCGAAGUGAAACUCGUAGCGAGGGUUCAGAGUAUGAGGAAAUCCCCAAGAGGCGGAGGGAGAGGGGUUCAGAGACUGGCAGUGAAAGUGGUGCAAGUGACCUUGGUCACUCAGACAAGGAAGACCACCAGAAAACCAGUACCAAGAAUGGACCUGAUAAUGCCAACACCACUGGCAGUGGAACCAUGUCAUCUGCCCCACCGAGAGGUUCUCAGGCCCGGGUGUUCACCCCUAGAGGUGUACCCUCAAGGAGGGGCAGAGGUGGAGGUAGUGGAGGAGGAAAUGUCUCCAGAAGUAGUGGCAAUUUUGGAGGAACUCCUGGGGGACACAGAGUUGGACAUGGCCCAGGCUCUCAUGGUGGUUCAUCCAAGUCAUCAGCUUCAACUAGGAAACAGCAAGGCCCACCACAAACCUCUGGUCACAAAGACCUGGGCCGAGGAGGAAAUGGAGAAAAGGACAAGAUUCCUAAUGCAGGUCAAACUCAAAUUCAGGGGACCAAUCCCCCUCUGCCAUCGUUGCCUGCUGCAAGUCCUGCCACUCUAGGUUCCACUGAAAACGGAGGGGUUGUGACUCAGCAAGCUCCAGCCAGCCCCUUGUCAAACUCUGGAGGGCAGAAUACACUCCCUCUUCCUGCUAACCGUGGAUUCCCCCCAAGUGGGUUUGAGCGACCUCCUAGACGUCGCCGUCACGGGCGUUCUCAGCAUCAGCAGGACAAGCCACCCCGCUUCCGAAGACUGAAGGAGCGAGAGAAUGCUGCACGAAUCAAUGGAGGAGUGGGGGUUAUCGGUGGUGGAAGGACCUCCUCUCCUUCCUUGAAUUCAGUUCAGGACAGUAAUGGAGCCCCUGCUCCCAUCACAGGCAAUUCCCAAAAUGCAAACCACAAAGCUGCUCUCCCUACCAACAACAGUGGUGGAGGGCAUCUUGGUAAUGUAAACAGUCACCACCAUCACCACUACAACCAGGCAAAUGCUGGUGCCACCCACCCCCAGCAUCACCACAGCCAUGGUGCGAAGUCCCCCGACUUCACCAACCAGAAUUCAGACCAGGCCAAUGAGGAGUGGGAGACCGCCUCUGAGAGCAGCGACUUCACAGAGUUCAGAGACAGGGAAGGAGGAGGUGGAGGAGGAGGAGGAGGUGUUGUUAUUGGUAGUGGUGGAGGAGGAGGAGGAGGAGGGGGGAAGUCGUAUCCAUCUCACCAUCACCACCACAUGGGAAGAGGAGGAGGAGGAGGAGGAGGAGGAGGCGGCGGCGGUGGUGGAGGAGUUGUGGUCGAGCGGGAGAUGACUGGAAAAGAGCCCUUGAUGAAUAAGAGAAGUUUCUCAAGUCAGCGUCCUGGCAUGGAGCGACAGAAUCGGAGGGUCAACACUGGAGGAGGAGGAGGAGGAGGAGGGGGAGGCCGAGGCCCACGCGGUCCACCUGGCGGUGGUUCAGGUGGGCCUGGCAACGGAGGCGGCAACCGUGGGGAGAAGCGUGGCAACUGUUCUCCGAAAAAUAGGAAAUGACAAAAUAAAUAACAUUUCAGAUGUACCCCACCCUCAUUAAGACCCCACCAUCUUACAUUGUUAUCCCUUUUGAUCAUUGUUUCAUGACUCACUGUUAGCAUCUCUUAACACUUUAGUGCAUUGUACAGUACAUGGAGAUGGUAUUCACUUUCACCUUAGCUGACCUCACCUCAGUCACCUCUCUCCUUUCGCAUCAGUCAGCUGAUUGACCGUCCGUUAUUGUAAAUUUCCCCAUUGGCUCCAUUUUGCUUUCCAUUCACUUCUCGCCCAGCUUACCCUUUUUACCCUGCCCUUGACCCCAGUCGGAUUUGGUAAGCAUGACGUUCUAAAAUGGAGGUGCAUGUCGUUUUGACAGAAGACAUUCACGCAGAUCUUCACACACUCGAGCACAAAUAUGACAUCUUUAAAAAAAAAAAAAAAAAAAAAAAAAAAAAACAUGGAACACAUACAGGUCCUGUUGGUGUGAUAAAGAAAAUCUGGGUUUAAAUUGGCAAAAAAUGUUUGGAUUGGGCUAACUUUUAUAUUUAUGGUCCUGUGUGUAUUUAUACCACACUUUGGGCUUGGGUCGUAUUCAGUAGUACAGUUGUGCAUUACUUCCCUUCAAACGGAAAGAGUGCAGAUUCAACUUUUAACAAGAACAAUGUAUCAUAAGAGGUUUUGUUUCUCUGUUUUUUCUUUGGCCUCAUGUCAGUCGAGCUGCGACCUCUGGCAAAUGGCAGAGGUGUGUGUUUGUGUGUUUUGUCUUCAGCGAAGCAGGUCAUUAAAAUACCUUUUUACUAAAUUUCCAAAUCCCUCUUUGGGGCAAUUUUUUGGAGUCCUGCAACGUCUUGUCUGAUUACUGUGAUAAGACCCAGUGAAGUACUAUUGCUCAGUGCUCACCUACACUCGUACUGAUUUGUCUUUAAUAUAAAUGUCUUUGCUGUACACAGAUUGACAGUGUGAUUUUUUUUUUCUCCCAGAGAUGUUGACCUGCUCUUACAUUUCAUUAUUUCUUAUUGGGUGUUCUUUUGUUUUUUUUCUGGGCCUUGUCGUAGCAUCCUCCUUGGCUGCAGAAUCCCUGCAUAGUGCAAAAAUCCCAAGUUUCCCAAGGACAGUAGUUUUACACUCAUGUGUUUUGUUUACCCCAUGAAGACUAUUAAUAGUGUGAUGGCUUUAUUUUAACAACCAUUAUUUCCUCAGUAAUUUACAUUUUCUUCUCUCUCAAGGUGAAAUACAAUUUUAAUCUUGUAGGGGGGGGAAACAUGUUUAAUGGAAAUGUUGGUCAUGAUAGAAUAAAGAAAAAACUUAUGACUUUAAUACAAAUUUAUGCUUCAGUAGAUUAUUGACAUGUUCAAAGAAGCACUUCCUAGUGAAACAAAAGUCCAUGUUUGCUGUUUUUUUGUUUGUCUUUUCUUUUUUUGUGUUAAUGUUACUUGGGGCAAGUUACUUGUGAUGCAACAAGACAGGUACUCUGUCUGGGCCCAGAGUACAAAGCUAAACUGAGUAUUGUACUUUUACAUCCCCCGCUGCUUGUGCCGCGACACACUCUCUGUGCUUUAGUGGAGACUCCUCACACCAAGCAGGACUACGACCAGGAGCUCCCUUGUUGGAGGAGACAUUUUUCAAAGCGUGUGUGUGUGUGUGUGUUUUCUCGGGAAGGCUGUGUCAGUACACGGUGGCAAACCAGUAGCUCAGACGAAUUGAAAUCAGGACAAUGCAGAAGCGGGUGACAGUGACUCCGUGCAUCACCCUCUGCAGGUCACCGCAGUUUUUUUUUUUCAACAACGAAUGCAGACCUGGUGUCGAGGAAGUGUUUAUGUGGGUUACUCUUGUAAACUUAGUGUGUGUCACACGUAAAUGGCAAAAUGACCAGAGGCGACACCCAAGGUGAACAAACCAUCACUCAUCUCUAUCACCUCUGUCACUGCUGUAAGUUGGGGUUUGUUUGUUUACUGACAACAGUUUCGAGAUCGUCUCUGGGAUGUUGUGUGUUGGGCAUUCGAUGACUUGUGUGCGUGCGUGCGCUUGUGUGUGUGUGUGUGUAUUGGGUGGCAUGUGUGCAUUUUCCAGUGUCUGUAUUUGCUCGGGAAGGGGCGGGGGACCAGAAGGGUUAGCACUUUCUGCCUUGUUUGCCCCCCCCGCCCCCCUCCCCUGCUUUGAUUUAACUAAUAUAAUUAUGAUAGUUCAACUGUUUUCUUAAAUACAUCCACAUAUAUACAUUCAGCUGUGUGUAUAUGCUCAUCAUCCCAAUGAAGGACAUGCAGUAGAGGAGUUAACCAGUCUUUUUGUAGAACUGAAGCACAUUCUUCAGCAGGCAAAUGAAGUUGGACAUAUUUUUAUUUUUCACUAUGACUUCUAAGCAUGUACACACACACACACCCUUGGGUGCAGCUUGCCUUGCCUGUUACUGGUUUAUACAUUGAUAGCUGUACACUUAACACUGGCUCAAAGAGUCCUUCAUCCCUCCUUAACUCUUAAUGUUGAUGUGCGCAUUAUUGUUAUGUACCCAUGUUAAAAAUAAAAACAAUAGUGUAUUCCAGAAAAAAUGAAAAAAAAAACGAAAAAACAACUCAAAGAUUGUACUUUGUUUCCAGCAUUACCGAGGUACCUGGAGUGGUUCAAACUGUUUUUAGCAUUUAUGUUUUUAUUAAUGGAACUGUAAUAUACACACAUGUAUGUAUAUUGGUAUGUAUCUAAGUUUGUCUACCCCAACUUACAUUCCCACAAACAAAUGUUGCCAUUUUUAGUUCAUGGGAGCAAUGUACAAGCAGAGAAGUGUCUUAUAAUAAAGUUAUACAGAGAAGGCAAAGUUAAAUAAACUACUUUUGAUUUAAUGGAAAA
This is a messenger RNA of Solea solea (common sole), 8929 nucleotides long. RefSeq names its product proline-rich coiled-coil 2A (gene prrc2a). The coding region runs from base 188 to 6109 and encodes 1973 amino acids. The record is from RefSeq and is a predicted model, not a curated record. Gene Ontology annotation, biological process: cell differentiation. Lineage: Eukaryota; Metazoa; Chordata; Actinopteri; Pleuronectiformes; Soleidae. The transcript has 16 exons.